Colletotrichum truncatum is the source of this 558-nucleotide messenger RNA. RefSeq lists its product as uncharacterized. Lineage: Eukaryota; Fungi; Ascomycota; Sordariomycetes; Glomerellales; Glomerellaceae. The record is from RefSeq and is a predicted model, not a curated record.
AUGGCAUCUCAGGCGCCGUUGCUCCAGCUUUCGAGCUCUCCAAUGUCAGUUGCAGCAAUAGAAGCAGCGGCAGCGGCAGCAACCAUGCGGCUCCACCCGCGUACGAGUACCCCGAAGGUAUCAACCGUGCUCCGGGACUUCCUCGCCCAGGCGAAAUGCAUCUGCUGCACGGUCCGCGUCGUCUCUCUGACCACCUCCCGCGCCGUGGUAGAGUGGGGCUCCGUGCCUUACUUCACGGCGCGCGGCCGCCGAGCCGACUUCGUCUACUACACCGCCGAGCGCGUCGCUGACGUCCGCCCGGAGGUGCUCCGUACUUACAAGGGCAAAGACGAGCCGGCGGAGUGGGUUAAGGACCGCCUGCGCGACAGCUGGCUUGUCGAGCAGCUGGCCUACUGGGUCGAGUAUCUCGAGGAGUGGAAGUCUUACCGUGAAUGGUAUGUCUACCGCCCCGAGCUUUUUGGGGGAAAGAUGCCGGAUGUGUUUAGCCCUGGCUGUAAGGGGUGCGUCAAGACGCAUCGGCCUGACGGGAUGCGCCGACGGGCUUCAUCUUGUUCUUAG